CGAAGAUCCAUCGCUUGAUUCUCUUGCAGCACCAUGGCUAUUCCCAAAUAUCAGCAACGAGGAAAAGGUCAUUCAAAUAAUCGGGGCAAAUCAAAAGGUCCUGUGCCGGGAUCAACGCUUCCGCAAUCGAUGCGUGAAGAACUUGAUAUGCAAGAAGCCGAUGAUCGCAAAUUCGGAAAGAACUAUGUGAAUAAGGCGGCCAACCGUAAAGAACUUCGGAAGCAAAAGCGGGCCGACAAGGGUAAACGCAAAUUAGCGCAUCAACAACUUGCCCACAUGACCCCGCAGCAACGACAGCAAGCGGCCGAACCACCGAGAAAGAAACAAAAGACUAUUGUCCAACCAGGUGUCGUCCCGAAAAAAGUAGCGGAAAAAGCACCACCGUCGAAAAAAGCGAAAUCUUCGGAAGAGGCCUUGAAACAAUUCUCGAAAUCCAACCCGCAUCUGUACUCAUUGCUGGAGCAGGAUGAUCUGGUGCAAGGAUCCAAUAGCAAAACGGCAUUUGCGCAGGACGAUAAAGAGAUUGCUUACUGGGAAAAGAAACUGGGUCUUAACAAGAAGAACGGUAAGUUGGGCAAGGCCUUUGAAGAAGAUGGCUUGCUCGAUAUUCUCGGUGGUAGUCUGUCGGACGAUCACGAAAUGGACGAUCAGGAAUAUUUGCGCCAAAAGAGACAAAAGAAAUUGGCCGAACGAAGCGAAGCGAAACUUGCCGAAGCCGCUGAACAAACUAUGGACGAUCUAUUCAACGAUUUCGAAAGCAGUGGCAGUGAGGAAGAAGAUGAUGAAGAAGACCAAGACGAGGACGAUGACGAAAUGGAAGGCCUUUAUUCUGACGAAGAACAUGACUUGGCAAGUGGAGAUGAUUUGGAUGAUGAGUCUGAUGAAGAAGAACUUGAUGAAGCAGAGAGUGAGAAUGAGAGUGAUGAAAAUGAGGAGGAGGGCGAUUCUACAUCAACAUCUGCGACGACUACCCCAUCCAAUAUACCAGCCGAGAAGCCUGUGGACAGUACACCGGCUGUCGUCACCAAAUACGUGCCUCCACAUCUGCGAAAGGCGGCAUCGUCCAAAUCAGAACAGCAAAUCCGUCUCCAAAGAACUCUUCAAGGUCUUUUCAACAGAUUAAGUGAAACCAACAUGGAAAGCAUUAUGCUGGAAAUCGAAAAAUGCUACGGCAACUAUCCUCGUCACGACGUUACCGCAACCACCUCUGAAAUUAUUCUUACCUCCAUUGCAACCAAGUCCAACUUGUUGGAUUCCUUUGUGAUUAUCUAUGCCACAGUGGUGGGCAGUCUAUUCCGAUUAGUUGGUGUGGAGUUUGCUGCUCAUCACGUUCAAGAGUUGGUGGAAAUGUUUGAAAAGAAUUUCAAGCAAUGCCGCGACAUGAUGGCGGCCGGCGUGGAGAAUGAUGACGAAGCUAUUCCCGGAGCCAGAGAAUGCAGAAAUUUACUUACGUUGCUGCUGGAAUUAUAUAAUUUCCAAGUGAUUUCAUGCAUUCUCGUCUUUGACAUUGUGCGCGUGCUCAUAAAGCAUUUGGAUGAAUACUGUGUGGAACUUUUAUUGAGAAUUAUUCGAACUGCCGGAGCGCAAAUGCGUGCGGAUGAUCCCGCGGCUCUGAAAGAUAUUAUCGAUGAAAUUCAAAAGGAAACUGCGAAACGUGAUCCUUCAAGCAUUUCCAUGCGUCACAAGUUCAUGUUGGAGACAUUGACCAAUAUCAAGAAUAAUAAAAUCAAGAAUGGAGUGACGGCUUCCGGUCAAGGUGACAAGGAGUUGGUGCAAAAGAUGAAGAAAUAUCUCAAUGGUCUCGGCAAGAAACGUACCAUUAGAACCUCGGAACCUUUGCGCGUGAGUCUGGACGAUAUUCAUCAGAUAGAAACCAAGGGUAAAUGGUGGUUAGUGGGUGCAUCUUGGAAAGACAACUUGGUGGGUACCGAGAGCAAAUACGCAUCAAGUAAAAUGGCAAAUGAUCUACGAAAAGAUCAGUCAUUGCAAGAAACCCUGUUGAAGAUUGCAAGAAAACAAGGAAUGAAUACAGAUAUCCGAAGGAGUAUCUUUGUUACUGUGAUGUCAGCCGAAGAUUAUCUUGAUGCGUUUGAAAAGCUCAUGAAGUUGUCCCUCACGGAAAUCCAACAACGUGAAAUUGCAAGAGUACUAAUCCAGUGCACAGGCAAUGAAAAAUCGUUUAACCCAUUUUACGUUUUGGUGAGCCGACGAUUGUGCGAAUCGAACCACUCUUUCAAGGUGACCUAUCAAUACUGUUUAUGGGACUUUUUGCGAGAUUGUGGCGAAACCGAGGUCGGAGGUCUGGAUCGUAGCAGUACCGAGAGCGCGGGCGAUCACAAGAACAUUCGAUUAAGCAGGAUCGUCAAUAUUGCCAAAUUCUACGCAUCGCUCAUUGCCAAUCAUGCGUUAUCGUUGGCGGUUCUCAAGAGCGUGAAUUUCAUGACGCUCGGCACCAACGGCCGGAUCUUCUUGGAAAUCCUAUUUGCCAAUAUUAUCCUGCAGUGUAAAGAAGGCGGACCUCAAGCCAUCGCCAAUGUGUUUGGCAAAAUCAACCAGAUGCGUACCUUGGCGCAAGGCUGCAUUUUCUUCAUGCAGGAAUCAGUGGUCACAGCAAAACAUCUAAGUCUCGAUGAACAGGACAUGGAAACGGUUCGCUGGGGUUGUAAGGUGGCUCGUGAAGUUCUCAGUAAAUAAGGCAUUCUCAUCAUCAUCAAAAGCAUAUUGCAUCGUGAUUCCAUAGACAAUAAAAAUGUAUUACAUUCUCGUUUUCUAGUUUUUGUUGAUGAUUUGUACACUGACAUCCUCAUUAAAAAC
Messenger RNA from Radiomyces spectabilis, 2814 nucleotides. RefSeq lists its product as uncharacterized. The coding region runs from base 34 to 2694 and encodes 886 amino acids. Gene Ontology annotation, molecular function: RNA binding; protein binding. Gene Ontology annotation, cellular component: nucleolus. Gene Ontology annotation, biological process: ribosomal small subunit biogenesis. The transcript has 10 exons. NCBI's taxonomy places the organism in Eukaryota, Fungi, Mucoromycota, Mucoromycetes, Mucorales, Radiomycetaceae. The record is from RefSeq and is a predicted model, not a curated record.